CUCUACUUGAAUUGUUCAGUUCAGUUUCACACACCAAAACGCAUUUGUUGAAAGUUGAAACUGAAAGUGUCUGAAACUGCCCUACUUUGACCGUUGAUAUCUAUAAAGCACUCACUCUGUCUCAGCUUUUUUAACAACAAAGGGGGGAUGUGAAUUGAGGCAAGACCUUGCUUGGCAUUAGCAAUAGAAAAGCUGGGAAGAGAAUCUAAGAAUCAAAAGGUGGAGUUUUAAGUGUUGUGUUAAUAACAGAACUCCGUGACAAUGGUUUUGAUAAGUGGCAACAACAAAAGUAUUUUACACCAAACAAAUGAUGAGAGGGCCAAAGCACAAGGUGUUACAGUGCUUCAGAAUUCACAUCCACAAGGAAACAAGAAUGUUGAAAGCGGGCGUACACAGAAUGCAGUCAGCACUGGGUUGACCAAAGCAAUAACAACAAUGGAUGAAUUCAAGUGUGGAUUUCCAUCAAAAGGCUUAUCAACCACAUCAAAUAAAUGGUGGGGAAAUACUAAUCGUGAUGAUUGUGCAGGUGCCAACGCAAAUGGAGCCAAGAUGGCACAUGAAACAGUAAAAGCUGAAAACAGUGAAAUUCCUCGUGGUUCAUCUUUAUUGAAAGCUGUGAGGAAAAGAGCGGUGGAAGAAGGAAGAGAAGCAUUGAAAUUAGAAGUUUUUCGAGGCUAUGGCAUAAACAAGCUAAGCAAAAGGGAGAAAACAUUGCUCCACCAAAUAUUCGGAUCUUCAUUGCCAAGGUCGUGGAUGGAUACAUGAUUAGUAGUUUUGAGCCAGUGUAAUUCUGCAUAGCUCAAUAAAAUUUCUUAUUUGCUGCAUUGAAUACUUAACAACUCAAUGAGAGAGUUCCCUUUUUUCCUGGUUUGUAUGGUUUUAUCACUGGUAGUUCAAUGGGAUGGUGUUUGGAGCUAAUGACAUGUAUUGGAUCAAGGCAUCUCCUGCUACUUCUGCUAUUCUGCAUAUGCUUCUGUUAUUCUGUUAAUUCUGUUAUAAUUCUGUUUGUACUGUGUUUAGUUAUUUUCCUCCUGUUUCUCCUCAUAUAUGUAUAUAGCUGAUAACUAGAUGAUACACAACUUUGUAAUUUUUUCUGCAACUUAAUCAGUAUACUGAUUCUGAGUUUCCUCAGCA
Glycine soja is the source of this 1134-nucleotide messenger RNA. RefSeq lists its product as uncharacterized. Bases 262 to 765 code for a protein of 167 amino acids. The record is from RefSeq and is a predicted model, not a curated record. NCBI's taxonomy places the organism in Eukaryota, Viridiplantae, Streptophyta, Magnoliopsida, Fabales, Fabaceae. The transcript is spliced from 4 exons.